GGGGUUGAGCAGGCCGCGGAGCGGGGAGGGGCCGUCCCGUCCCGUCCCGUCCCGUCCCGUCCCGUCCCGUCCCGUCCCGUCCCGUCCCGUCCCUCACGGCAGCGCACCGGCCCCGCGGUGGGGGAAGGGAGGCGCACCUGCCCCGGGGGGAGGGACACUGCUGGUCUGCCGCCCUGUGCCCUGGAGCCCCCGGGCCGACCCCCGACGUGGGCGGGAGUGAGCGGGGCUGGGGACCGCCGCGCCCCAGCGCGAGCCCUCCCGCCUGGGGCGCUGAGGAGCCGGGCCUGCGGCUCCGGCAGCCUCGGCCCGCGAGGCGCUCGGGCGCCGCCAUCCCGGGUGCGGGCUCGGUGGGGGCGGCGGCCGCGCAAACGCGAAUAUUUCGGAGCCGCGGCUUCUGCUUCCUGGUCUGACUUGCUCUGCUCUCGCUCUGCUUGCUGCGUUGUCCCUACGCGGCUGGCGGAGGGGUUUGUGAUUGUGAUGCAAGGAGAACAACUGUAGUUUGCUUUCUCCUCUGAACACUAGCGCUUUCCAAGUUAAAUUGAAUAUUUGCCCAACACAGCUUCUUGCAGGAAGACCACCACACUGUUUUGCAUUUAGGAAAAUUGAGAAUAAACAGGGAGUGUUGUUCUCUCUGAAUUCAAAAAUCUGUGCCUUGCCGAAGACAACUGCAGGAAUCGGAAACUUGAAUCAAUGUUAUCGGAUGAGUUAGAAUCCAAACCUGAGCUGCUGGUUCAGUUUGUUCAGAAUACUUCUAUUCCACUGGGGCAAGGGCUGGUGGAAUCGGAACCAAAGGACAUCACCUGUCUUUCUCUCCUUCCUGUUACUGAGACCUCAGAAUGCAACAGACUGAUGUUGCCAGAUGAUGAAAGAGAUCUCACUUCUCCAAGUCACACUAAUUCUUCCAAAGAUGUUUCUUCAUCUGCUGUCUUGAGAAGCCUCCAGGUAAAUGUGGGCCCUGAUGGAGAGGAAACAAGGGCACAGAAUGUACAGAAAUCAUCUGAGCUUCUGUCAACUUCAGAGACUUCCAGUUUAUUGCAAGAUCUCCAGCCCAGUGACAGCACUUCAUUUAUUCUUCUCAACCUAACGAGAGCAGGGCUGGGGUCUCCAGCAGAACACUUGGUGUUUGUUCAAGAUGAAGCAGAAGAUUCUGGGAAUGACUUUCUCUCUCAUGAUAGCACAGACAGCAGUACCCCAUGGUUCCUACGAGUGCAAGAAUUGGCCCAUGACAGUUUAAUUGCUGCCACUCGGGCACAGCUCGCUAAGAAUGCCAAAGCAAGCAAUAAUGAUUUUGGUGGUAUUUUUCUUCCAGGUGAAAAUGUUCAUCUUUGCUCAGGAGAUGGGCAGCCGAAAGACUCUAGCCCCAUUCCUCAUUUAUCUCGUGUGGAAAGGAAGCUGAAGUGCACAGUUGAGGGCUGCGAUCGGACAUUUGUGUGGCCAGCUCACUUCAAAUAUCAUCUAAAAACACACCGGAAUGAUCGCUCCUUCACCUGCCCAGCAGAAGGCUGUGGAAAAAGUUUCUAUGUCUUGCAGAGGCUGAAGGUUCAUAUGAGAACUCACAAUGGUGAAAAACCCUUUGUGUGCACGGAGCUGGGCUGUGGGAAACAAUUCACAACAGCUGGAAAUCUGAAGAACCACCUACGAAUUCACACUGGGGAGAAACCAUUUCUGUGUGAGGCACAGGGAUGUGGUCGCUCCUUUGCUGAAUACUCCAGUCUUCGGAAACAUUUGGUUGUCCACUCAGGAGUGAAGCCCCAUCAGUGCCAAAUUUGUGGGAAGACAUUUUCCCAGAGUGGUAGCAGAAAUGUGCAUAUGAGGAAACACCACUCCCGAAUUGGAACAGCUGGCAGCAGAGAGCGAGAACAGCCAGAGUCACUGAUGGGGAGCAGUUUGCUGGAAGAAUCUACAGUGCAUAGUAAGAAUCUCAUCUCUAUGAACUCUCAACCUAGCCUCGGGGUUGAGUCUCUGCACUUGCCAGAUACUGAGUCUAUUAUUGGAGUGGAGGAGGGUGAGACCAGCUGCUCUUUUUUCCGCCCUCUUAUAUGUGGUGACUGAAGUGGGAUCGAUCAUUCCUCGUAGAGGCUCACGAUGUUGCAGUGGGAUGAGUGAACAUUGCUUUACUGUGCACAGUGGGGGCGGGUAAAUGAAGAAUGAAUCAUAAAACUGGAGUUGGAGAAGACCUACUGGACCAAGUUUCUCUCUUGCAGAGCUUCAGGGGUGAAGUCUGCUGCUUAGGUGUCAUUUAGCAUGGUGUCAUCCAUGUUGUGGAAUGCCAUUUCAAAACUGUUACUGCAGUCCAUUCUCUUAAAGCCUAAAGCAUUUGCAUUGCUGGAGCACAUAGGAGCCCCAGUUAAGGACCAGGACCUCAUUGUGCUAGGCACUGUACAAACACUGAGUAUCUUGAGUAACAGGCCUUCCAUCCUUUACCUUCAGAGACUAUAUUCUAAUACAUCUCACUGUCAGAAGCUGAUUUAAUAUCUGAAAUAAAUGUACUACUCAAUAUCA
This is a messenger RNA of Dromaius novaehollandiae (emu), 2502 nucleotides long. RefSeq names its product zinc finger protein 410 (gene ZNF410). The transcript has 11 exons. Gene Ontology annotation, cellular component: PcG protein complex; transcription regulator complex; chromatin. Gene Ontology annotation, molecular function: DNA-binding transcription factor activity, RNA polymerase II-specific; RNA polymerase II cis-regulatory region sequence-specific DNA binding. The record is from RefSeq and is a predicted model, not a curated record. Bases 691 to 2052 code for a protein of 453 amino acids. NCBI's taxonomy places the organism in Eukaryota, Metazoa, Chordata, Aves, Casuariiformes, Dromaiidae. Gene Ontology annotation, biological process: regulation of transcription by RNA polymerase II.